Molecule: messenger RNA, 2395 nt
Organism: Xenopus laevis (African clawed frog)
Lineage: Eukaryota; Metazoa; Chordata; Amphibia; Anura; Pipidae
Gene: bin2.S
Product: bridging integrator 2 S homeolog
Exons: 11
Coding region: 60-1940 (626 amino acids)
Biological process (GO): phagocytosis, engulfment; podosome assembly; plasma membrane tubulation
Cellular component (GO): cytoplasm; phagocytic cup; endomembrane system
Molecular function (GO): phospholipid binding
Source: RefSeq, a predicted model, not a curated record
CUGCAAAACUUUGCAAAAAAAAACGCUCUCGGAGGAACUGUCUUUGCUCAGAAGCAGCCAUGGCAGAGGCCAAGCAAGGAGGUGCUGGGGUUUUUGCCAAAAAUGUCCAAAAGAGAUUCACCCGUGCACAGGAAAAGGUUCUUCAAAAACUGGGAAGAACAAUAGAAACUAAAGAUGAAAUGUUUGAGCAGUGUGCAUAUAAUUUUAACCAGCAACAGAAUGAAGGGAAUAAAUUAUACAAAGAUUUGAAGGCAGUCUUUAGUGCAGUGAAAGCAAUGCAUGAAAGUUCCAAGAGAUUAUCUGAAACACUUCAUGUCAUUUACAAACCAGACUGGGAUGGAUACAAUGAUCUACGACCGAUAGUGGAGAACGAUGACCUUCUCUGGAAUGACUAUGAGGAAAAAAUGUCUGACCAAGUGGUGCAGAUAAUGGAUAAUUACAUGGCCCAGUUCUCUGAGUACAGGGAAAGGAUUGCCAAACGAGGGAGAAAAUUGGUUGAUUAUGACAGUGCCAGGCACCAUCUGGAAGCAUUGCAGAAUGCCAAAAAGAAAGAUGAGGGGAAGAUCACAAAGGCUGAGGAGGAAUUUAAUAAGGCACAGAUGAUUUUUGAAGACUUCAACAAGGAACUGCGAGAAGAGCUGCCAGUUCUCUACAACAGCCGAGUUGGAUGCUACGUGAGUAUAUUCAAGAAUAUUUCAAAUUUGAGAGACGUAUUCUACAAAGAGAUGAGCAAGCUGAAUCACGAACUCUAUGAUGUGAUAUGCAAACUAGAAAAACAGUAUUCAGACAAAGUCUUUGUCAUUAAGGGAGUAAAGAGUAACAGAAAAUCUCUGGUGAUUUCAUCUCCUAUAAGCUGUACGAGUUCCUUUUUCAUGGCUUCAAUAAAUACAGAAGCAAGCCCUUCUAGCGUCAAUGCAAAGUCAGUAAGUCAGACAUGCGAGAACAGUUCACUGUCAUCCAGUUCCAAUGAAAAUCAAGAUUCCAUCUCUAUGGAUGAAAACUACACCCAAAGUUUAGAAAAUGUAUCUCAAGAGACACCAAAUGAACUUCCUCAGAGUUUGUCACAUAAUUCUGGUACACAGAAUUUAGAUGUGAUGGAACAAGAAAAAACUAUGAGCUCCAUGGAACCUAUGCUGGGGGACAUAAAGGACACACAAACACACCAAGAAGAUUCAAAAAUGGAAAAAUCAGAGGAAGAAGCUCAAGCUGGUUCAUAUAAUAUCAUGCAAGCGAUAGAAGGUGAUAUAGACCAAAAUAACUCAGGUUUCCCAGCUCAAAAUGGAAUUAAUGAACCCAUGAAGAGAAAUUUAGAAGAAGAACUUUCAAAAGGCACAGAAACAAGUUUAUCCAGAUUAAUGAAGGACAGGGACCAAAAGGAUAUAAACAAUGAAGAGUCAAACGAUGGAAACCCAAUGGAAUUGUGUAAAAAGUUACAGGCCGAUUCACAAGUUGAAACACAUGACAAUAAUCAAGAACUAUCAGCAACAAAUGACCUAACAGGCCCAAGGGAAAUCUCAGGAAUCAUAACACAGGGAGGUAGAGAAGACUCCACACAUGUAAAAACAGCAAGUUCAGCAGAUAUAAUUAGGAAUGAGUUAGGGGACACAACACAAAGCGGUGUGGGCAUUAAACGGCAAGAUCAAUGUGAAAAGGCACAUUCAAAAGAUAGCCCGCACCAGGACUCAAUAGGCUGGGCAAUGGGAAGUUCUUCAGUUGAUACCUUGAUGACAUCAAAAAAUGAAUCAGUAGAAGUAACCGAAGACAAUAAAAUGGCUGCAGAGUGUAAAUCAGUUUCCAGUGCAGCAGAAACACCUCCCCCUACCCCCCUAAAUGCAGGUGCUGAACGUGACCUGAAUCUCAAUGUAGACAGCUCCCAACAGACACCUUUGGAUUGUAACACCUCAGCUGAAAAACAGUUGCAUGAUACUUCUAAUGAAUAAGGAUGUACAGUUGGAGAAUAUUAACAAUCAAGACAAAAAAAGGCCUAAAGCUUUACAUCAACAAGAGUAGAAAAGAUGGAGGUACAUUUCUUGUGAAAAAUACAAAAGCUACAGUCUCUGUUUUGUGUCUCAUACUGUAGAUUUGUAAGAUUAAAUACAUGUACACUUGUACAGUGAUGCCAUUUGUGAUAAAUGAUAUUGGAGUUAAAGUGAGGUGAUUAUCUCUGUUCAGAAUAUCAGUUGUAGCAGCAAAUGUCUGUGCAUGUAUACUUUUGUAAGUAAAUAUGCUUUUUAUUUCUACAUAGAACUGGUUGCAAGCAGGAUUUUCCGGUUACUUGUUGUUAUUAUAUUAUGUAGGUGAUAUUUGCUCUGCCACGUGCUUCUGAUGGUCAGGCACCCAUUAAAACUAUUACAGCUGGAGAACAUUUAAAAUUAAAUAAAAGCUUUUGAAAAUA